Tachysurus vachellii is the source of this 3336-nucleotide messenger RNA. It is a transcript of the gene igfbp5a, whose product is annotated as insulin-like growth factor binding protein 5a. Gene Ontology annotation, cellular component: extracellular region. Gene Ontology annotation, molecular function: insulin-like growth factor I binding; fibronectin binding; insulin-like growth factor II binding. Lineage: Eukaryota; Metazoa; Chordata; Actinopteri; Siluriformes; Bagridae. Gene Ontology annotation, biological process: regulation of insulin-like growth factor receptor signaling pathway. Bases 454 to 1251 code for a protein of 265 amino acids. The record is from RefSeq and is a predicted model, not a curated record. The transcript is spliced from 4 exons.
AAUGCAUUACAUACUGUAGGAUAAAACUGACUGUCUGCCCGUCUAUGUCUUUAAAUAAGAAUCAGUGUUUGAAUGGUAUUGGAGUGCAGCUCGGCAGGACCCGCCUCUGGAGUCGUUGAUGUUUAAGCGGAGUGCAGCGCACCACCCCUUCACUGACUUAAACGUGUGCUGAGCUCUUUGCAUCCGAACGUGUAUUCUAAGAACUCUCCGGCACACUGGAUUCGUUUGGAAAAGAAAAGAGGCACAGAGAUCGUCUUUCUUUACAGCCCCACUGAACCGCUGAUUAGUGGAGAGUGCUCACUGUCUUCGAAUGCCGCGUUUUCAGUUGAUAAACUCCGACAUCUUUCAGUCAGAAGCUACCACAAUCGUAUAAUCGGUGUAUUUGUAAUUGACGUUAAAAUUCGACAUUGAGAGACUGACGUAUUACUCAUAUCCCCGUCAGCUAGGUGUUCUAUGGAUCUGGAGGAGAGGAAAGUACUCUUUAGUGCAUGCGCCUUGAUCGCGCUCUUACCUGCUUGUCUCACCUACUACGUGCCGUGCGAUCCGUGCGAUCCAAAAACGUUAUCCAUGUGCCCACCCGUACCCACGGCCUGUCAGGCGGUGAAGGAGCCGGGAUGCGGCUGCUGCUUGACCUGCGCGCUCAGGGAAGGACAUGAGUGCGGAGUCUACACGGGCACUUGUGCCGCGGGUCUGCGCUGCCUACCGCGCGUCGGUGAGGAGAAGCCGCUGCAUGCCCUGCUACACGGCAAGGGGAUGUGCAUGAACGAAAAAGACUACAAGCCGGCCACGGAUCAAGAGCCACCUAAAGGUGUCUUGGGGAUAGUGUCUGAGAAUCCACUUCAUCAUUCUAAGUUGCCUUUGUUUUCUCAAAACCACAUCAACAACAAGAAAGUCUUGGCAGUUCAAAAGAACAGGAAACAGUUACAAUCUAAACUGAGGACCACAGUCCAUAUUAACUCCUCCCCACUCAGCGUCCAGAAGGUCCAGCCGGAAAUGGGACCUUGUAGGAGGAAGCUUGACAUAAUUGUCCGGAGGAUGAAGGACAUGCCCAGAGUCGUGGCUCUGUCUCUCUAUCUGCCUAAUUGUGACAAAAAAGGCUUCUUCAAGCGCAAACAGUGUAAACCCUCCAGGGGGCAGAAGCGAGGUAUUUGUUGGUGUGUAGAUAAAUUUGGAGCCACAAUACCAGGAACUGACUACAGUGGAGGCAACAUCCAGUGCAAAGACCUGGAGAACAACAGUAACAACAAAUAAAGAGUCUCCUUCUUGUCAACACGUCUCCAUCUCCAUCUUUUUGCUGCCAAAUCACCUAAAGAAUCUGUAAGAAAAAAAACAACACACGCAUUAUUCUAUUUAUAGGCAAAGUUAGAAAACAAAUUUGUAUACAUACGAUUUGUAGGCACCUAAUUCAAAUCCUUCCAUAUAAUCUUAAAUAUUUAACUCUUUUUUGUUUGCUAUUUUGAAUGUUUUUUUUAUUUUGUCAGCGUGCAUCAUAAAUGAUCAGCCCCUUUCUGUCCCCACAAAAAUUACAGCUGUCAUUUUCGAUAGGCAGUAAAACUUACCAACUCAAAAAUCAAAUCAUUAGUACAAUAUUUAAUUGAAUGGACAUUCAUACAUUUCUUCAUUUCCAUUAAAUCUAUUCGUGUACACUAUACGUUUAUAUGUCUAAAUGUUUGUGGACACCUGACCAUCAUAAAUAUAUGUGUAUUUUGAACAUCCCAUACCAGAUUUAGUCCACAUUUUGCUGUUCUAAUUAUUUUCAAUAUUCUAGGAAUUCAUUUACAUUAGACUUUGUAAUUCUGUAAUGUUUCUGUCAGGAUUUGCCCAUUCAGGUCUGGCAGUGAUUUUGUAUGCUGUUACUAUUCUAGUUCAUCUCAAAGAGGUUCAGGUCUGGGUUCUUUUUAGUCCACUUGAGUUUCUCCACUACAACCUUGGCAAAUCUAUCUGAAUAGUCUAAAUUCUUAUAGUAUUGGCUCUCAUGAAAAUCUCAGUGCCUUUUUUCUAAUGCAGAUGAUUUACUUAGGCCUACAGUGGAAAAAUACAUAUUCAUAUCAGACAUUCACAGUUCAGGAAUAACUUCUAAUUAACAAGGCUAAGAAAUCAGAGGUUAUUUGUAUGAUUAAAAACAGUAAAAAAAAAAAAGAAAAAAAAAAGAAAAAGAAAAAAGCAGUAGUAAGCAGAAAAAAACGAUAUCCUCUGGAACUUGAAACAAAAUCAUCUGGUGCUUUGGAUUUUAAAAGGAAUAUUUUGUAUAUUUUCUAUUGAAAUCUUUGUGCUGUAUUUAAGCUUUCAUUCUGAGAACUGAUUAUUCAUUCUGAGAGCUGAACAGUUAUUACCUGGAUAACUCUGUAAAAGUUUAUAAAUUUCUCCUUUUGUGUGGCUUUAAAAAUAACACUUUAAUAUGACCCAGAUUUUUAAACAUGUUAUCCUUAAAGACUACCAAAUUAUGAGGUUCGUGUUAUAAUAACAAUAAAAGAAAUACCUCACACCUAAACUUAACAUUUUAAUGACAACAGUUCUGCAACUAGUGAUCUAUAAUACAAAUUAUAUUAUUCUAAAUAAAAAAUAUAUACUGUGUGAAAAUCAGCUUUAAAAAUCAGCUUUGAUGAGAUUUUCUUCAAUGUGAGUUGAAUAAUUCUAGUUUCAAAAAGAUUUAUUUUUUCUUCAUAAGAAUAUAGCAGUGUUCUAUUUAUUCACUGCAUAAUUUAUGUACUUUCAUUUUUUUGUCUCUUUUGUUAUAACAAAAAAGUUAUAGAUAUGAAUUUAAGAAUAAAAACUGUGGCUAUUGUUUUGUGUGACCUGUAUCAAUAAGUUUUUGAUUGCAUGACUAGUAUGUACUUUGCUGUAAUAGGGACUGUUAUUUCUGAUAAAUAGUGAUAAAAUCAGACUUAAAAUUGAGAAACAUUACAUGCAGUGUAUAAUAAAUCUAUUCAAUCUAUGCAUAAAUAGUUAACUCUUUUACUAAAGUGUAAUGUCACAAUCCUCCAAUCCUCGCAUCAGAGGGAGCCAGCACACAAAUAUUGAACUCACUUCUGCUAUCAUAGUUCACUUAUGGUUUAUGGACGUUUAAACCAGGCUCAAUGUUAACCAGUUUGUGAAGUUUUGUUAGUUCCACUAAAUACCAAUCCAUCAAAAUAAUCUGUACUGCCUUAUUGUUACCAAUUUCUGUUCUUUGUUUAUCAGUUAUUUGUAUUCUCUUUUGGAUUUAUUUAUUCGGUGACAGUGUACCGAUGUGUUGACCCCUGCCUGCUUCUGUUUUUCAAUUUUCAUUUCAUGUUUUGUCUUUUUGCCUGUUUUAAUAAUAAUAGAAUUUUAAUAAAAUUCUGCAUAUGGAUUCUA